Molecule: messenger RNA, 1575 nt
Organism: Aspergillus pseudotamarii
Lineage: Eukaryota; Fungi; Ascomycota; Eurotiomycetes; Eurotiales; Aspergillaceae
Gene: hexA
Product: putative Woronin body protein HexA
Exons: 4
Coding region: 1-1575 (524 amino acids)
Biological process (GO): positive regulation of translational elongation
Molecular function (GO): translation elongation factor activity; ribosome binding; RNA binding
Source: RefSeq, a predicted model, not a curated record
AUGGUGAUUAAAAAGUGGGUGCUGGUCAAGGCGAUUCCGGAAAAGAGAAAAGUGGAUGAGGUUGGAUAUAUAUACCUUUCGUUCGUAUCAGUUCGAAAGGCAUUCGAGAAAAGACGCCAAAGGACAGCCAAUCUGGACUUUGACGCUCGUGUCCCCAUCCCCUUCAGUGUCUUCCCGUCGUCGUACCGGAGUGACGCUGUUCCUGAGCCUACUCUUGCACCUGAAAGAGUAGAGGGAGAAGUCAAUCUCGAUCGUCCUUCGCACGUCGAACGGGAAGACACUCGAACCUCUGCUCCUCUCCCAGAUCCCCGUAUCUACGGAAAGGAAGAGGUAGAUCUACACGGCCAGCACGACUUUCGUCCUGUUCCGCCCCCUGCUCCCCCUGCCCCCCAGCCAGACCAAUACUCGGUUUACACCGAAGACCGGUUCCAGCAACAAGACCAGUAUCAGCACCAAGGCCAGUUCCAGCAGCAGAAGCCCUAUCCUGAGGUCGAUCUCGCGCGUGAACGCUAUCGUGAACCUACCUCAUCAGUCCGCUACCAAGAGCCCCCUAAGGUUUACGACCAGGAGUUGUCCAACCAGCUAGACCUCACUGAGCGUGAAUAUCGUCGUCGUGUCAACGAGCCGACCUACGACGUCUACAACACCAACGCUAGCUAUCAGCAUUCUGGUGUAGAGUCCUACGAGAACCGUCAACCCGUCUCGUACGACCGUACUCCUGCCCGCCCCCAGCUCGACGUCUCGUACGACCAGGCUUAUCAAGCUCCCCCUCUCGACACCUACGUCGGCUCUUCUCAAGGCCAACGUCCAUUGUCUGUCGAGCCAGUCAACCCUCCUUCCCAAGUCCAGACUCUUAGCACUACUACUGUAGUUGAUCAUCCCCCAGCCCGCAAGAUGGGAUACUACGACGACAACGGUAACUACCACUCCUUCCGUCGUGGUGUGGAACGCGCUGCCGACCGCAUCAUGCACCCUUUACACCACCAUGAUCAUCAUCAUGGUGAACAUCAUCAUCAUCAUCAUCAUGACCGUCAGGAUGUCGCCGUUGCUGACGAUCGCGGUCCAGUUUCCCGUGGUGGUUCCCGCCAGGCCAUUCGCGUUGUUGAGCCCCGCAGCGGCGGUCGCAAGAACGCUGACACCGUGCCCAUUCCCUGCAACUUCAUUCGCAUCGGCGACAUCUUGAUCCUCCAGGGCCGUCCCUGCCAGGUCAUCCGUAUCUCCGUGUCGCCCCAGACUGGCCAGCACCGUUACCUCGGUGUUGAUCUCUUCACCAGCCAACUGCAGGAGGAGUCCAGCUUCGUCUCGAACCCCUCUCCCUCGGUUGUCGUCCAGACCAUGAUUGGCCCUGUCUACAAGACCUACCGCAUCCUCGACCUCCGUGAUGGCGAGAUCGUCGCCAUGACCGAGACCGGUGAUGUCAAGCAGGGCAUCCCCGUUGCACGCCAGGGCGACCUGUUCGGCCGUAUCAAGGACGCCUUCGAGGACGGCCACGGCAGCGUCCGUGCUCUGGUCAUCAACGAUGGUGGUCGGGAGCUCGUUGUGGACUACAAGGUUAUCCAGUCUUCUCGUCUGUAG